Molecule: messenger RNA, 1754 nt
Organism: Dama dama (fallow deer)
Lineage: Eukaryota; Metazoa; Chordata; Mammalia; Artiodactyla; Cervidae
Gene: SPI1
Product: Spi-1 proto-oncogene
Exons: 5
Coding region: 246-1064 (272 amino acids)
Biological process (GO): cell differentiation; regulation of transcription by RNA polymerase II
Cellular component (GO): nucleus
Molecular function (GO): DNA-binding transcription factor activity, RNA polymerase II-specific; sequence-specific DNA binding
Source: RefSeq, a predicted model, not a curated record
CAAGGGGACUAUCUCCCAGCGGCAGGCCUUCGAUAAAAUCAGGAACUUGCGCUGGCCCUGCAAUGUCAAGGGAGGGGGCUCACCCAGGGCUCCUGUAGCUCAAGGGGCAGGCCUGAGCCCUGCGCCCGCCCCGAAGCGGUCCAGCCCACCCCCCCCACACACCCCCGACGGGGCGCCCCAUCCCCAGGGGCUCCGCACUGGCCCCCACCGAGGCAGGGGACCUGACCGGCUCGGAGCUCGGCUGGAUGUUACAGGCGUGCAAAAUGGAAGGGUUUCCCCUCGUCCCCCCUCAGCCGUCGGAAGACCUAGUUCCCUAUGACACGGAUCUCUACCAGCGCCAAACGCACGAGUAUUACCCCUAUCUCAGCAGUGAUGGAGAAAGCCACAGCGACCAUUACUGGGACUUCCACCCGCACCACGUGCACAGCGAGUUCGAGAGCUUCGCGGAGAACCACUUCACGGAGCUGCAGAGCGUCCAGCCCCCGCAGCUGCAGCAGCUCUACCGCCACAUGGAGCUGGAGCAGAUGCACGUGCUCGACACCCCCAUGGCUCCCCCCCACGCCAGCCUCGGUCCCCACCAGGUCUCCUACAUGCCCCGGAUGUGCCUGCCGUACCCCUCGCUGUCCCCCGCCCGGCCCAGCUCGGAUGAAGAGGAGGGGGAGCGGCAGAGCCCCCCGCUGGAGGUGUCCGAUGGGGAGGCCGACGGCCUGGAGCCAGGGUCUGGCCUCCUGCACGGGGAGACAGGCAGCAAGAAGAAGAUCCGCCUGUACCAGUUCCUGCUGGACCUGCUGCGCAGCGGCGACAUGAAGGACAGCAUCUGGUGGGUGGACAAGGACAAGGGCACGUUCCAGUUCUCGUCCAAGCACAAGGAGGCGCUGGCGCACCGCUGGGGCAUCCAGAAGGGCAACCGCAAGAAGAUGACCUACCAGAAGAUGGCCCGAGCGCUGCGCAACUACGGCAAGACGGGCGAGGUCAAGAAGGUCAAGAAGAAGCUCACCUACCAGUUCAGCGGGGAGGUGCUGGGCCGCGGGGGCCUGGCCGAGCGGCGCCACCCGCCCCACUGAGCCCAGGCCUGAGCGCACCGGGCCCGCCAGGCCGCCCCGUUGGCCAUAGCAUUAACCCCUUCGCCCGGGCGGCCGGACACAGGAGGGAAGCUCCCAGGGGCAGGACUGUGGCGGGCCAGGCCUCGCCUCCCCGCCCACCCCCUCCUCCUCCAAGCCCCCUGCCAGCCCCACACCCCUUGCUUCGCCUCCCACCAGGGCGCCGGCCCGGCUCCGGAAGGCCGUCUGGGCGUCUGGCCCCCGCGAAGGGUCAGCUUGCUUAGUACUGGGCGAACGGCCUUGGGAGUUGGAAGCCGUCAUUGUUUGUGUAUAUUGAACCCCCUUUUUUUUCAGUGGCCCUCUCUCCCCACACCUCUCCCCCCAUCAGCAUCCUCAAGAAACCCAUUUACCUAAAGUUAUUCUCAGUUUUCUUCAGCCCGGAAAUGCUGUUUUUAAAUCUUUUGUGCACCUUGUCUGACGCACCCCAACCCCGACAUCUGAUCUGCCUUCUCGUUUGUCCAUUGAGCGUUUACUAAGGAUCCUCGCCAGUGCUGGACCUGCAGACCUCGGGAUGGUUGACACUUUGUCUAGUUGUCCGGUUUGUGUCAUACGGGGUUGAUAUUGCCUGACCUGCUGUCAUGAUCCACGGAGGGAACGAAUUCUCAGUUGUUGUUAGAGAAAUAAAUCAUUAAAAAGCUCUCUGUAUCUGAUAAA